CGAGAGGAGAUUGCGGAGAGAGGCUAGAGAGAGAGAGCAGCGGCAAGGAGAGCGAGGGUAGCUGAGGAUAGUGCCAGGUCUAGGAUUUCAGCUUGCACCGGUACGACCAUGGCUACUUCAUGUACCAUGUCGCAGGCCUCUUCACAGGCCACUUCAUCAGGAGUUAGUCAAAGUGGUUCUCAGGGGUCCAUUAGCCAAAGUGCUGGCUUGCGAGUCAGCCAGCAGACUCAACUCACGCCGAAGGAUUAUGAAAUCCUCCAAGCAGAAGAACUUCAGGAUGAGCUACAGCGGCAAUUGGAUGAGGCAGCAGAGAGGAGAAGGAGAGCAAUCAUGAGAAAAGCUAGACUAGGUAGUAGGAGAGAGGAGCUAGGCAGAUUAGAAGCAUUAGAUGAGUCAGCACUUGACCCUGCGAUACGAGCGCUGCGUAACUCGCUUCUUUGUGUGGCAGAAGCGCAGGCUGUCCAGCAGGAAGUGCUGGCUGAACUAAUGGCAGGCCAGAAGCAGAUUCUGGCUGCACUGCAGGCUCCUCGUCCCAUGAUGAGGCAGCCUCAGUAUGUUGUAGCUCCCCCUUCGGGUGCGGGUCCAUCAGUGAUUCUGUCGCCGCCACUGCAGCAAGCCCCUGGGUCCAUGCAGCCUAUGCAGUGGAUGCCCAAAAUACCCUUGUUGAGUCAUAAGCCCUUCUCCGGCAACAGGAAGAAGGACGAGGAUUUGGAUACCUGGGUAAGGACGGUGCCUACCUAUGUAAGGCACAAGCUUACCAGGCCACAACAAGAAGUUGUUGUGGCUGCCUCCUUUUUAGAGGGGUCAGCAGCCCGUUGGUUGAAUGGCCUAGUGCAGCAGCAGGGCUACGGUAAGAACUUCGAUGCCUGGGCCCACACCCAGACAUUGGAAGAGUUUGUACGGUCCGUGUACAACAGGUGGCAUGACCCUCAAGGGGCUCAAAAGGCUACCGAUGCAAUCAACAGUCUCUGUGCCAGAAGGUACAAGAAUGUUCAAGAGCUAACGGACACCGUAGAACGUCUGCUCGUGGUACCUGGUGUGCGUUAUGACCAGCAGGUACUCCUCACGGAUUACCUUAGAUGUCUACCUUCAGAGGUCAGGACAAAGCUGGUAGACGAGGCAUAUGUCGAGCAGCACAACUUCGCCUCUUUCAGCAAGAAGGCCUUAGAUAUAGAGGCAAAAUUGGGAUCUGCGCAUCAGAGUCAAGGAGAUGGUAGGAAAAAGAGGGUACCCCAGGACUGGAAAAGGAAAGGUCAACUAAUGUUCGUCAACCACGAUGGUCAGGCAACAAAAAUUGACGAUUUCCCAGACCUUGGGGAGGAGACAGAGCAUGAUGGGGCCAGUGAGACUUCGGAUGGGGGAGUCGUGGCACCCAUCAAGGAAAAGGCUAGGGAGACCGGGAAGAAGAAGGUAGGCCGGUCUACGGGUCAGGGCGACCAAGGAACACCCGUUUGGGUGAAACUUGAUUUAGAGUACGAGGUUUGGAGGGAUCGAGUUGCCAGGGGCACGUGUAUGAACUAUGGCAACUUUGGCCACACGUCAAGAACGUGUCGAGGCAAGAAGGUCACCACGAGGGUGGCCUCACCAACGGUGGUGGGACUUUCUUCAAACUUUGGCAGUGCUUCUGCGAGCACUUCGCAGGGAAACACCUCGGGCCAGUAGGAGUUUUAGCCGCUCUUACUCGCGCUGAAGU
Chara braunii is the source of this 1693-nucleotide messenger RNA. The record is from the annotation of a GenBank genome assembly. NCBI's taxonomy places the organism in Eukaryota, Viridiplantae, Streptophyta, Charophyceae, Charales, Characeae.